GAUGUACUAUAGUGACAAGUCAUAGAUUUUAUGUUAAUCAGAUGGUAAUCCUCUAAGUUAUCACUUUAAAAUUCAAAUCGAAUAGAGAAUGAGUAACUAAUCACCCAUAAGAUUAGUAAUGUAUUUCUUUAAUUUCAUGUGCUCACAUUUUAUUAUUCUUUUAACUAGUGUAACUUAAAUGUAACCUGUAUAACAUACUAUGCAAUCAAAAACAUGUUCGUUAAUUUUAAAAGAUUAACACAUGUGAUAGAUAUUAUGACUUAUAUAAGUUAUUCUUAAAAUAAAACAAUCGUAAUUACUUUUAAGAAAUUAUGAAGAGAUUCAGAAUUCAUGAAAAAUCAAUACAAAUUAAAAAAGUAAUUAUGGAUGAAGAAAUGCAAAUGGACGUUAUAAGCACUGUUAUUGCAGCAUUACAUAUAUAUGGAAAUGAAUAUACAAAAAUGAAAAAGUUCAUAGAAAACAAACUGAAUAAACGUUAUCUUCCUACAUGGCAUUACAUAACUGGUUAUGAUGUGGAUAGGUUACUCAUUACUAAUGCCUGUUCAAUACUUCAUUUCAUUCAAAUGUGAAGAGAAGAAUGUUACUGUUUUUAAAACAAUCUAAACAUAAUAUAAUUACAAACAUUCAUUUAUCAUAUUUCUUUUCAAUUCCUUAUUUAUAUCCAACCAAGUAUAUGUUUAAGCAAGUAUUCAUAUAUUUUUCAAUUAGGUGUUGCUUCGAAUAAGAACGAAAUGAAAUAGCUCCCACAAUAACUAUUAGAUCAAAAAUGUUUUAUGAUGGAUCUAGGUAUUACAAUUUAUAGUUUCCAGCCCGUUAAGUUAUUUUAUUGAAAAAGAAACUUGUAAUUGAACUGGAUUUAAC
Molecule: messenger RNA, 861 nt
Organism: Schistosoma bovis
Lineage: Eukaryota; Metazoa; Platyhelminthes; Trematoda; Strigeidida; Schistosomatidae
Source: the annotation of a GenBank genome assembly